Electrophorus electricus (electric eel) is the source of this 1070-nucleotide messenger RNA. Its product is annotated as microfibril-associated glycoprotein 4-like. The record is from RefSeq and is a predicted model, not a curated record. NCBI's taxonomy places the organism in Eukaryota, Metazoa, Chordata, Actinopteri, Gymnotiformes, Gymnotidae. Gene Ontology annotation, biological process: elastic fiber assembly.
GAGGGUCAGUCAGGGUUUAUAAGCAUGUGAGUGAGAACACUUGAGACAGUGAGUGAAACGCUACAGGUCCAGACUGCUAAUCUCUACUUUAGGCUCAAACUGAAAUGACAGACAUAGUCUUUCUGGCUCUAGUGCUCCCCCUGCUGGUGGGAAGCACCCCUGUUUCUCAGGAAACAGACUGCUCUGAUGUCUAUGCUAAUGGACAAACUCUGAGUGGAGUGUACACCAUCUACCCUGCAGGUGACACACCUGUACAGGUGUACUGUGAUCUGGGCUAUUUGGGAAGCCAAUCAGAGGAUGGGAGAUGGACGGUGUUUCAGAGGAGAAUGGAUGGAAGUGUGAAUUUCUACAAACCAUGGAAGCACUACAAGAAUGGUUUUGGGAACAAGGAUGGUGAAUAUUGGCUGGGAUUAGAGAACCUCUAUCAACUCACACGCAAGAGGAAGUAUGAGUUGAGAGUGGACCUGCAGGACUUUGAGGGUGUGACGGUGUACGCCCGGUACUCCUCUUUCUCUGUGGAAUCUGAAACUGAAGGAUACAAACUCCAUGUUAGCGGCUUCAUCAAUGGAGGAGCAGGUGACUCGCUGGCCAUAAGCAAUGAACAGAAGUUCUCCACCUUCGACAAAGACCAGGACUCUAACAAGGAUGGGAACUGUGCUAAGUUGUACCUGGGGGCAUUUUGGUACAACACUUGCCACUCUGCUAACCCCAAUGGUAUUUAUCUGUGGGGACGUGAUGGCACCUAUUUUGCCAUUGGAAAUGUAUGGUACCAUUGGAAAGGUUAUGAUUAUGGUCUUAAGUCCAUUGUUAUGAAGAUAAGACCUGUGGCUUAAGUCCUUGUGACACCCUAAUUUAUCAGACAUGGAAAGGAAUCAAUUUAUCAGACAUGGAAUUAGACAUAGUGACACAUUAUAUUGUCCUGUUUUUAACACUGAUAUUUGAAGAUAUACACAAACUUGUAAUAUUUGCAUGUAAUGAAUUUUGCUUUGUCCAUUGAAACAAGUGUUCAUUGUUUCAUUAUACUUUUCAUUAUUUGUUCCUUAUUCAUUUGAAAUAUUCAUCCUAUUCAA